This is a messenger RNA of Alnus glutinosa, 806 nucleotides long. Its product is annotated as probable glutathione S-transferase. Gene Ontology annotation, biological process: glutathione metabolic process. The record is from RefSeq and is a predicted model, not a curated record. Lineage: Eukaryota; Viridiplantae; Streptophyta; Magnoliopsida; Fagales; Betulaceae. Bases 82 to 762 code for a protein of 226 amino acids. Gene Ontology annotation, cellular component: cytoplasm. Gene Ontology annotation, molecular function: glutathione transferase activity. The transcript has 2 exons.
ACUAGCUAGAAACUUAUUGCCCAAGAAAGAAAAUACCAUUGUUGUUAUAAAUGAACCUCCCACCUUGAUCCCUCAAUAACAAUGGAGGAAGUGAAGCUACUAGGAUUCUGGGCAAGCCCAUUCAGUCACAGAGUGAUAUGGGCUCUGAAGCUCAAGGGUGUGAAAUUCGAUUACAUAGAGGAAGACCUUCCCAAUAAGAAGAGUCAAUUGCUACUGCAAUACAACCCAGUUCACAAGAAAAUCCCUGUUCUACUUCACGGUGGCAAACCGAUCGCCGAGUCCCUUGUCAUCCUUGAAUACAUUGAAGAAAUAUGGCUGGAGAAUCCAUUGCUGCCAAAAGAUGCUUAUGAAAGAGCCUUGGCUCGAUUCUGGAUACAGUUUGGAUUGCACAAGGCCCCCAUUAUUCACGCAUUUUUCCAAAGCAGUGGAGAAGAACAAGAAAAGGCAACAAAAGAGGCCCUGGAAGUUCUGAAGAUCUUGGAAGAGAAAGCCCUCGGAGACAAGAAGUUUUUUAGCGGGCAGAGCAUAGGAAUGGUAGACAUUGCAUAUGGAUGGCUGGCUUAUUGGUUUUCAGGCAUGGAAGAAGCAGUGGGCGUGAAAGUGGUAAAUCCGAGCGCUUUGCCUCGCUUGUAUGCUUGGAUUCAGGUCUUUAAGGAAGUUCCUGUGAUCAAAGAGAACCUUCCUGACUAUGGAAAAAUGUUGGCCUAUAUGAAAUGCAUGAGGGCCAAAUUCAUUUCAGACCUUCCAUGUCACAAUCACUAGCUUCUUGCGUGCAUGGAUCCAGACUCCAGUGAUAUGUAUGCUGA